Molecule: messenger RNA, 3258 nt
Organism: Penicillium cinerascens
Lineage: Eukaryota; Fungi; Ascomycota; Eurotiomycetes; Eurotiales; Aspergillaceae
Gene: treA
Product: alpha,alpha-trehalase treA
Exons: 4
Coding region: 1-3258 (1085 amino acids)
Biological process (GO): trehalose catabolic process
Cellular component (GO): fungal-type cell wall
Molecular function (GO): carbohydrate binding; alpha,alpha-trehalase activity
Source: RefSeq, a predicted model, not a curated record
AUGCAAUUCAAACCUUUCGCAUGGGCGGCUUUGCCUCUGCUUUUGACUUUCAGCGCACUUGCCGAUGGAGCCUCCUCGAAAAGCCGCAUCAUAAAGUCCAUGAAAAGAUACGGUGGCCCAGGUCCCGUAGGCAACUUUAGCAGCAAGGUGUACCAGACCGGCUUCGAUGGCGUGACGUGGGACGAGGAAAACUGGCUUCUCUCCACCAGCAACCUCGAGCCGGGCCGCUUUCAAUCGCGCGGCUCCGUAGCAAACGGAUACUUGGGAAUCAACGUUGCAAGUGUUGGCCCGUUCUUUGAAAUGGACCAGGCGGCGGAUGGUGGCGACGUGAUCAGUGGCUGGCCUCUCUUCUCUCGACGCCAGUCGUUUGCGACUAUUGCUGGCUUCUUUGACUACCAGCCUACAACCGAUGAAGCCAACUUUCCUUGGCUUUACCAGUAUGGGGGCGAAAGUGUUAUUAGCGGUGUCCCUCACUGGAGCGGACUGAUUUUGGAUCUUGGCAACAACACCUAUUUGAAUGCAAUGGUCGACAACAGCACCAUUUCCAACUUUCGCACAACAUACGAUUUCAAAGCAGGACUCUUGCUUUGGACGUAUACAUGGACGCCGACCUGUGACAAAGGCUCAUUUCAGAUUACCUAUCGCCUUUUCACCAACAAGUUCUACAUCAACCAGGCGGUGGUAGACAUGGAAGUUGUACCCUCUUCUGAUUCUCAGGCCACAAUCGUCAAUGUGCUCGACGGAACGUCUGCUGUGCGAACCGACUUUGUGGAUUCCGGUGAAGACGAUGGUGCAAUCUUUUCGGCAGUACGACCCAACGGAAUUGCCAACGUCACAGCCUUCAUCUAUGCCAACUUGACAGGCAACUCGAAUGUGAACCUGACAUCUCGCAAGAUUGUGUCCGAUAAGCCGUAUAUUGGUGCCAACCAGUCGUCGAUUGCUCAGUCCGUGGAUGUCAACUUCAAGGCAGGCCAAGCGGUACGAGUUACAAAGUACGUUGGCGCAGCAUCCACAGAUGCAUUCGCCGACCCACAGCAGGUAGCCAAGGAGGCGGUCACAUCUGGGAUGGCGAAUGGAUAUUCCAAGUCCCUUCUCGCUCAUCUUAGAGAGUGGGCGAGUGUCAUGCCCGACAACUCGGUUGAUAGCUAUGCUCUCCCUGGCAAUGGCAGUCUGCCAGCUGAUACCUACAUCGUUGACUCGUCCGUGAUUGCGGUGGUUAAUCCCUACUACCUGCUGCAAAAUACCGUUGGUCAAAAUGCCAUCAAACAGGCCGGUGGAGCCGCCGUGAAUGUUGACAGCAUUUCCGUUGGCGGCUUGACCUCGGAUUCCUAUGCUGGGCUGAUUUUCUGGGAUGCUGAUGUCUGGAUGCAGCCUGGUCUGACCACCUCACACCCGCAAGCUGCGGAUCGCAUUACCAACUACCGUGCAGAGAAGUAUGGAAUGGCUCAAGAGAACAUCAAGACCAACUAUGCGGGGUCGCAGAACAAGACCCAGUUUUCAUCUGCGGCAGCCAUCUACCCGUGGACGAGUGGCCGUUUCGGCAACUGCACGGCCACUGGUCCUUGCUGGGACUACGAAUAUCAUCUUAAUGGUGAUAUCGGACUUUCUCUGAUCAACCGAUGGGUUACCAGUGGUGACACGCAAACUUUCAAGGACAUCCACUUCCCGAUCUACGACUCCGCUGCUACUCUUUUUGCAGACUUGGUGGUGCGCAACGGGUCUAAGUGGACCCUCAAGAACAUGACCGAUCCGGAUGAGUACGCCAACAUGAUCAAUGCUGGUGGCUACACAAUGCCACUCAUCGCCAAGACUCUCAAAAAUAGCAAUGCUUUCCGCCAACAAUUUGGCCUUGAGGAAAACUCAACUUGGGGCGAGAUGGCAGAUGAUGUACUGGUACUUCGCGAAAACGGAGUGACUCUAGAGUUUACGACUAUGAAUGGAAGUACCGUGGUCAAGCAGGCUGACGUUGUCCUCGACACUUAUCCACUGGACUACACCUCCAACUACACCACUCAAGAUUCGCUGAAUGACCUGGAUUACUACGCAAAUAAGCAGUCGCCUGAUGGACCUGCCAUGACAUGGGCCAUCUUCUCGAUCGUGGCAAAUGACGUUUCACCCUCUGGCUGCUCAGCCUACACCUAUGGGCAGUAUUCAUACCUCCCAUAUGCUCGUCCUCCAUUUUUCCAAAUGUCAGAGGAGUUGAUCGACAAUGCCACGCUUAAUGGAGGCACUCAUCCGGCGUUCCCGUUCCUUACUGGCCACGGUGGUGCUAACCAGGUGGCUCUGUUCGGCUACCUGGGUCUUCGUCUGAAGCCUGAUGACAUCCUUCACGUGGAUCCCAAUCUGCCAAUUCAAAUCCCAUAUUUGAAGUAUCGGAUGUUUUACUGGCGUGGCUGGCCCAUCAACGCUUGGUCUAACUACACCCACACCACAAUCAGGCGGGCCAUUGACACGCCGCCUCUCAACACUGCGGACCAGCGCUUCGCCAACACGACAAUUACUGUGCAGUCCGGCAGCGAAGCCAACAUGACCACGUACAGUCUUCCUGCAAACCGAUCCAUCGUUCUUCCCAAUCGCCAGAUUUCUUCGAUGAAAACGAUCAAUGGUAACCUGGUGCAGUGCCAGCCUGUCCAGUCAACUGACGCCUACGAACCCGGCCAGUUCCCAAUCUCAGUGGUCGACGGUGCAACCUCGACCAAAUGGCAGCCAGCCCUCGCGGUCAACUUGAGUGCAGUCACAGUCUCGCUUGGCAAAGAGGCCGGCUCCAUGGUCACGGGCUUCUACUUCGACUGGGCCCAAGCACCCCCUGUCAAUGUGACCGUGCUCUUCCACAACCAGACCCUUGACAACCCCGCCAUGGCUUACAUGGCCUCGAACCAGAGCUCCGCGUUCCAGGUGGUGACGUCUCUGAAUGAUGUUCAAAUUUCGUCCCCAUAUGACCCGAAGACCACCAACUUCGAUGCCAUUGUCAUGCCUACCAGCAACAGUACGAACGUGACACUCUCGAACCCUGUGCCCGCCGCGCAGUAUGCAUCCCUCCUGAUUAUUGGUAAUCAGGGACUCGAUGCUGCUGAUUUGGCGGCCGGGAAUGGCACCGGUGCUACUGUUGCGGAGUGGGGCAUUAUUGGCCAGGGGAAGAGUGGUCAGGGUAAGUCAUCUCAAAACGCUCCGAGAGCGAUCAAUGUGCACGCGGCAGCAGCUAUGGCGGACCAGGGGUCUUUCAUGAAGCGCCAUCAGCAGUUUGUGCCUACGAACUAA